Molecule: messenger RNA, 1096 nt
Organism: Sinocyclocheilus anshuiensis
Lineage: Eukaryota; Metazoa; Chordata; Actinopteri; Cypriniformes; Cyprinidae
Product: SET-binding protein-like
Exons: 1
Biological process (GO): regulation of DNA-templated transcription
Cellular component (GO): nucleoplasm
Molecular function (GO): histone H3K4 methyltransferase activity
Source: RefSeq, a predicted model, not a curated record
CUCUACACAAACACAAACAGUUUGACAGUCAUUACCCCAGUGAAGAAGAAACGUGGCCGGCCCAAAAAACAGCCGUUACUUACUGUGGAGACGAUUCACGAAGGAACUGCAACAAGCCCUGUUAGCCCUAUUGCCCAAAAUUCAUCCAGCACUUCAAAAAGGAGAAAGAAGCAUAACAUGUCAAAAUUGGUGCAGUUGGCCUUCAACAAAUCCCCUCCGGCACAGCAGUUAAAACUCAAGAAAUCAGGUCAAGAAGGUGUCCUUAAAAAGAGGGCACCUAAGAAAAUGAAACUGGUCAAGAUGCAAAGCAUUUUGAAUGAACUUUUGACCACUUCUAGUCCUGGCAAUCUUGCCUUGAAGUCCAGUGUUCCGGUUUCAAAUGCCAUGUCGACUGUGGCAUCGACAAUCGAGGCCCGUUUUGGCAAGCAAAUCAAUGUCAGCAAGCGUGGGACUAUUUACAUAGGCAAAAAGCGGGGAAGGAAGCCCAGAAUUGAUCUUCAUACCCAGCAAAAUGAGCACAAAGCCAGUGAUAAGCACCCAUUGCCUAUUUCUAGUCCAUUUGAGAACCCACUAGUGCCUUCUAACAUAUCAUCCACAACCGGAAUGCCUUCUCCCAGGGUCAUGCAUUCCCUUUCUUCUCCCUCUGCAGCAGGUGGGACGGUUCACCCUGCCACCACGGAUACCAGCCAGCAUGACCUGAAGACAAUGCCAAAUCUACAACCUAUCAGUGCAUUGCCCACGAAAAUGUACAAGGGCUUGCUUAGUAGUAACUGGAAGCUGUCUCCCCCAAGACUAAUGGCCAACUCACCAUCCCACCUAUCCGAAGUGGCUUCCAUUAAAGAAGUCACCCUAUCUCCAGUUAGCGAGUCCCACAGUGAAGAGACAAUCCCUAGCGAUAGUGGAAUAGGCACCGACAACAACAGCACAUCAGACCAGACCGAGAAAGGCCCGGUAUCCCGCCGGAGAUACUCAUUUGAUCUUUGCAGUUUUGAUGCCACUGAGACCGCUGUUUUAGAGGCAAAAAGCAAAGCAGCGAGGGGGCACUUCCAGAAGUGUGUGACUGGAGUCGCUGUGGAAAAUUUCUUUGCUCAGGAGA